AUGCACUCAUUAGUGAAACCUGUGCUAUUUUUUGUUGUUGUGCGAAUUGUUCAAUAUGCAAUAAUCUCGUUAUCCCCCAACAAGCAAUUUGAUCUCUCCACUAAUCUGCUACUUGCUAAAUAUUGUUCGGAGCAGGAGACACAACAAUUCUGGCACAGGCAUCUAUUUAACAAGUUACUAUCAUGGGAUUCUGUAUUUUUCAUUAAAACAGCUAUGACUAUGGAUGGAUAUCCCGAAUAUGAACAUGAGUGGGCUUUUUCAGUAAUAUGGUCCAGCCUUAUUAGAUCCGUCAGCCCAUCAAACAAUUUUUAUACAGUUCUAAAGACGGCAGUGAUACUGGAGAACCUGAUUUAUUUCAUGGCGAUGAUUACACUGUUUUAUUUAACCAGAAUCACAUUUGGAAAGCUAGACAAAUCCAAGACGCAUUUAAGUGACAAGCUUGCAACAUUUACAGCAAUUUUAUUCUCUUGCAAUAGUGGAUCUGGUUUCUUUACUGGUCCCUAUUCGGAACCAUUAUCCUUUCUAUUCAGCUUUUUAGGUAUACUGGCAAGGGAAUUUUCAGUGACACCAAUAAUUCCAUAUGGGUUAGAAUUUAAAAGCUCAAAAAUCUUUUACUAUACUAUAGUUUCAUCGUUUUGCUUUACAAUUGCAACGUUAAACAGAUCAAACUGUAUCUUGUUGGGAUUUUAUUACGUUUUUGAUUCCAUUUACCUAAUUAGAAGGCAGAAAUACAAAAAAGCGCUGUUAUUUCCUGUUCUAGCUGGUUGUAUAGUAGCCCUCUUUUUUGUCAGACAGCAAUUUUAUAUCCCAUACAAAAACUUCUGCGAAUUGAGAGGCGAAUGGUGCAAUGAAUCGUUGAUCAAUUUUAAACCUUUACAUUUCUUGACGAGAAAGAGUUUGUACUCUUAUAUUCAAAGUGAGCACUGGAACUUAGGGUUGUUCAACUACUGGACUCCAAACAACAUACCUAAUUUCCUAUUUGGUUUGCCAACCUUCGUGAUUCUUUUCUCCUCAACAUUCUACUUCUCUAGAGUAUAUCCAAACUAUAAAUUAAAACCACUUAUCUUUAUCACGAGGGCUUUUACAAUUAUAAUAUUGCUGUUUGCACAUGUUCAGAUUAUUAACCGUAUUUCAACAUUUAUACCUUUACACCUGUGGUAUAUAUCUGACAGAUUUGUCAAAUUUGAAGCAAACAAAAAAAUGACAGGUGAUGACUGGAUUGUCAAGGGCUAUAUAUAUUGGCUAAUUUUUUGGGUACCCAUUCAAACAUCUCUCUUCGUAUUUUUUUUACCCCCAGCAUAA
This is a messenger RNA of Nakaseomyces glabratus, 1302 nucleotides long. It is a transcript of the gene GPI18, whose product is annotated as GPI-anchor transamidase GPI18. The record is from RefSeq and is a predicted model, not a curated record. Gene Ontology annotation, biological process: GPI anchor biosynthetic process. Gene Ontology annotation, molecular function: alpha-1,6-mannosyltransferase activity; GPI mannosyltransferase activity. Gene Ontology annotation, cellular component: endoplasmic reticulum membrane; mannosyltransferase complex. Lineage: Eukaryota; Fungi; Ascomycota; Saccharomycetes; Saccharomycetales; Saccharomycetaceae.